CAUAACUAGUCUCACUGUAGGACUGCUUGUUGGAGGUACAGGUGUUCUGGACAAUUCAUAAUGCGGUUGAUUUGUUUCUGGUGUUUCUUGGUGGCGGCGAGCGUGAGGGCGCAGGAUGGCUACUAUGCCCCUCAGACCUUCAAUCAAAAUAAUGUGGGAAAUGCCGGUUUCUUCCAACCAGCGCACAGGUCCUGGGAGCCCAGUGUGUCCGACACCAGAUGGACUAAGGUGGACAAGGGUCUCUUCACCCCAUCCCGUAACGACGUGUCUCCUCAGAGCACCAUAGCAGAGCCAUGGAGGCCGAAACCUGUGCAGGAAAACUGGAAUGCCGGCCCCUCCUACAGCGCCCCAGCUCCAGUAGAACCCUGGAGACCACCUUUCCAGCUCACGAAGGAGCAGCAGGCCGCCAUAAUCCACCACAAGCAGGCCCUGACUUCAGAGGGCAGCUUCCAAUUCGAGUACGCAUCAGACAACGGGCUGGCUGCUGGUGAAACCAUCCAGCCCGAUGGCUCCAGGAUCGGCGGUUACCAGUACAAGGAUCCAAGUGGGCAGAUCGUCAAACUGAAGUACAAGGCUGGCAAGGAAGGGUUCCAGAUUCUUGAAGGAAGCCACAUACCAAAGAGUCCUGAACCAGUUCCACCUCUAAACCAGGAGGCCCACCACCAGCAGGCUUAUGAGCAGCAGAGACAGGCGUAUGAGCUCCAACAGCAGUAUAACCAGCAGAGGCCGGAACCUAACAGAUGGAACAACCCACAGCAGUACCAAGAGGGCCCUCGCCCGGCGGCGCCCAGCAACCAGUAUUACGCGCCGAGCUGGCAACGAGGCAACGAAGACGAUGGACAGUAUCGUGAGAACGGAGUGGAAGACAGAGGACCCCACAACUUCGGUGAAGGAUACUCCUUCGCCUUCAAAGGCUAAAAUUAUGAUGAACAAACUAUAAUAGAUGACCGACAAAUACUGUAAAUAUUAUAACCAAAUAUUCCAACCAGUGAUUUUAUAAAAGCUUUUUUAUGUUUCAAUAAUCAGUAGUUGACACCAGCAAUAUUGAACAUUAUAUUACGAUGUUCUUAAAACUGGAUGUAAUUAUAAAAUGGUGUCAACUAUCUAUUUAAACUUAUAAUUUCUGGAACCUGACAACAAAAAUGACGGCUGAAAUGUAAACUGAACAAAGCUUAAUAUUAACCAAUUUCAAGUAUUACCUUAAAAAGUCAAAAAUUAUUCUAGGUAGGUACCUUUGUUAAAAUAGUAAUUAUAAAUGCUAUUCUUUGCUAGUUAAUUAACAUAAACGAUACAAUCAAAAUCUUAAACAUUUUAUUACUUGAGUUUGUACCAAGACUUCUUCAGUACCUAUUUAACUAAAACUUUAACAUUUUUAAUAAUUAAAAGUAUAAUUAUUAUGUUUGUUAUACAGAUUUGGCCAAGUAUCAUUCUUAGAAAAUAUUUAUAAUACCUAGUGAAUAUGUCGUAGAAUAUUAUUGUAUUUAGAUGUGUUUACAGCUAAGUUUAAUUUGGGUAAAUUAAUACGUAGUUGUAUAAUAUAGUUACUUAUGUGCGUGAUAUAAUAUAAUAUAUAAAAUGUCUAUGCCUUAUAUUGAGUUUUUACUAUGAAAAAUGUUGUGAUGUACUGAUGUAUUUUUGUAUAUCUAAUAAAGAGACUAUGAGACUUU
Molecule: messenger RNA, 1667 nt
Organism: Ostrinia nubilalis (European corn borer)
Lineage: Eukaryota; Metazoa; Arthropoda; Insecta; Lepidoptera; Crambidae
Gene: CPR48
Exons: 10
Coding region: 61-918 (285 amino acids)
Source: RefSeq, a predicted model, not a curated record